UUUCGAUUGCCACAAAAUUUAACAUUCAUAAAAAUGGCUAAACCUGUGGAUCUUGAACUAAAGAAAGCUUUUAUAGAAUUACAAGCUAAAAUGAUAGAGACGAGUAAGAAGAUUCAGAUUAUAGAUUCGCAAAUAGGUAUGCUAAAACGCGUUUUGGCACAUGUCGAUAUUACUCAGAACGAGAUCACGAAGUUACCACCUGGUACAAAGACUUAUGAAUCUGUAGGGAGAAUGUUUCUGUUUAACGAUUUGGAAGAAGUUAAGAAAAACCUCAAAAAUCGAGAAAUGCAACUAUCAGCUCGUACCACAGAAUUGGAGAAUAACAAACAGUACUUGGAGAAAAAUUUGAAAGAGAGCGAAGACAACAUCAGAGAAAUGGUACAGCAGCGGAAAGAACAAAUAGAAAUUAAGACUAAUUAGUAUGUGUGGAUGUUGCUCAUGGAAUAUUCAUUUUUGUAAGAUGUAAUCAGUAAUUACCAGAGCUAUGAGUAAUUUCAAGUAAUCAGCUUAGAGCCCUUGUAACAACCAGUGUGCUUUGCUUUGUAAUUUACGUUAUUAUUUUAACAUUAUAAUAUUUUUGCUAUUGAAGUAAAUUAAUUGUGGAUACCAUUGUUCAUCUGUUAUGAUCAGUGGUCGUAAUAGAUAGACUAUAUUUACAUAUACUUUGAAGAACAUAGACGAAAAUUGGAGACUCCUUACUACAACAUUUAUUUGUUCCCAAUUUUUUCGGGAUUCAGGACAUCUCUUAAGUACAUUAAAAAUAAACAUUAUUUGAGAUAGGUAGGUAGACUAAAUUUAUCUAUUAUUAUCAUUGACUUAUAAAUAAAUGGACGACGGGUCUAAUACAAAAACCACGAAAAAAAUGUCCCAAGUCAACCUAUUCCAAAUUUAAAUUGUAAUGUCAUCGCAGU
Molecule: messenger RNA, 911 nt
Organism: Hyposmocoma kahamanoa
Lineage: Eukaryota; Metazoa; Arthropoda; Insecta; Lepidoptera; Cosmopterigidae
Product: prefoldin subunit 1
Exons: 1
Coding region: 34-420 (128 amino acids)
Biological process (GO): protein folding
Cellular component (GO): prefoldin complex; cytoplasm
Molecular function (GO): protein folding chaperone
Source: RefSeq, a predicted model, not a curated record